AUGGAUCAAGGCCAACCGAUCGAGGAUAAACAACAAAAAGAGAAGAAAUUGGGCGGAAUCGAUGGACCAAACUCGCAAUACGUGAAGUUGGUGAGCAGCGACGCUCACGAGUUCAUCAUCAAGAGAGAGUUGGCACUGACGUCCGGAACGAUUCGUGCAAUGCUUUCCGGACCGGGAGUCUACGCGGAGAAUGAGAGCAACAUCGUCUAUUUCCGAGAGAUUCCGUCACACGUUCUUCAAAAAGUCUGUCAGUACUUCGCCUACAAAGUCCGCUACACUCACGCCGCCACCGAGAUUCCAGAGUUCCCAAUUCCACCAGAGGUCGCUUUGGAAUUGCUCAUGGCCGCCAAUUUCCUCGAUUGCUGA
This is a messenger RNA of Caenorhabditis remanei, 366 nucleotides long. RefSeq lists its product as uncharacterized. Gene Ontology annotation, molecular function: protein-macromolecule adaptor activity. The record is from RefSeq and is a predicted model, not a curated record. Gene Ontology annotation, cellular component: elongin complex. Gene Ontology annotation, biological process: ubiquitin-dependent protein catabolic process. Bases 1 to 366 code for a protein of 121 amino acids. NCBI's taxonomy places the organism in Eukaryota, Metazoa, Nematoda, Chromadorea, Rhabditida, Rhabditidae. The transcript has 2 exons.